This is a messenger RNA of Linderina pennispora, 711 nucleotides long. RefSeq lists its product as uncharacterized. Gene Ontology annotation, biological process: protein K63-linked deubiquitination. Gene Ontology annotation, cellular component: endosome; membrane. NCBI's taxonomy places the organism in Eukaryota, Fungi, Kickxellomycota, Kickxellomycetes, Kickxellales, Kickxellaceae. The transcript has a single exon. The coding region runs from base 4 to 711 and encodes 235 amino acids. The record is from RefSeq and is a predicted model, not a curated record.
GAAAUGGCUGAUCUGGAAAGACUGCAUACUACUUGGCUGUCUGUUGAAAGAAUUCAGUCGCUCCAGCAACUUGUACAACUGGCACAGACCAAGGUUGACUUGCAACGCCCAAUACAGCACAUAUACCUGUGUCUGGACAAGCUGCUCAUGAAGGCUGACCAAAGACUUAUUGCCGAGGACCUGAGGCUAGCCUUUGUUUUAUUCCUGCGCUACUUGGUAGUUGUUAUCAGCCACCUGCCAACGCACCCAGAGUACAGGCUGUCUGGUUAUGCAGAACAAAAAACUGUAGCCAACAGGCAGUGCGACAUUGUACUGACGAUCCUAGAGCAGCUGAAACCCAGGCUGAAGAGAUGGUAUGAGACGUACCAGGAGCCACUGAGAGGAGGACAAAGGAUGUUUGGCCACGACAUAACUGGUGCUACACCAGUUAGUAGCCAAACAGUACAGCCAGAUACGGAUGUAGCGGUAGACAAUCAGCAAGAAACAUGUGCUGCCUCAGCAAAUAUUCACCACAAUGUCGUCGCCUCUCCGCUACUUCAUGAACACUAUCACCUUCCUAUCGGGUUGGCAGCAGAUAGCCAAGAAGACCCUCCGCCAUAUUCAGUCGAGGAUCCACUUUGUCGACGCAACACCUGUGCUGAUGGAGGAUUGGUUCACAUGGAUACAUCAGCAGCGUCGACCGGGAGCUACGGACAGAAGUAUAUUUUUUAA